UAUAUAAUUUUGUAAAUUUAGGUUUCUUUCGUCCUCAUUCCUCGCGACCCAUUCUUCCUCAUGUUCGCAAUUGUCGUCGUCCGCACGCCAUCAGCCAUCCCCGUCCUCGUUUUGGCAAUCGUUUUUUCAAUCCCCGUCCGGCCGUCGGCACACCAUCAGCCGCAAUCGCUGCCGUCCGCACGCCGUCUGCAUGCCCAACCCGACACUCGUUCGCUCAGUCGCACGCCCAACCCGUUGCGUUAGUUAAAUCAAAUGGAUUCAACGGAUACGGAGUUAGUGUGUGAUGGGAGUUGUGAAGCUACAAAAAUCGUAAGGAAUGAAGAUACGGAUGGCAAGCAUAAAACCAUUGAUGUUGAUCUUGAUUCAUAUGGGAGAGAAGAUGUUCCAAAUCCCCAAAAAAUAAGGAAGAAUGUCAAACAAUCAAUGGUUUGGGACCACUUUGAGAGGCUUAAAGGUGAUCCUAAUGACCCUCGUGCUAAAUAUAAAUAUUGUGGAGUUGUUUAUGCAUGUCAUUCUAAACGUAAUGGUACUGGAACUAUGAAGCAUCAUUUAGAAAAUUGCAAAAAGUACCCUUACCAAAAAAAGAGAGACCAAACUCAAAUGACAUUAGCUUUUAAACCUAAAGACAAAGUUGGAGAUAAUUCUUCACAACUUGUAUGUGAAUCAUUUAGUUUAGAGGGUUGUCGGGAUGCUUUGGUUGAGAUGAUAAUAGUUGAUGAAUUGCCCUUUAAGUUUGUGGAGGGUAAGGGAUUUAAGAAGUUUGUGGAUAAAUUAACAUGUGGAAAUCAUACUAGAUUUAUUGUUCCAUCUCGAUUUAAUGUAGCUAGAGAUGUGCUUAAGUUGUAUGUUAAUGAGAAGAAUCAUUUGAGAGACAUGUUUGUAAAAAAUAAGUAUAGAGUUUCUCUCACCAAUGAUUGUUGGACAUCGGGACAAAAUAUUAAUUACAUGGUCCUAACAGCCCAUUUCAUUGAUUCUGAUUGGAAAUUACAUAAGAGAAUACUUAGUUUUUCUCCAAUUGAGAAUCAUAAAGGUGAUACUAUCGAUAAAACCAUUGAAAAGAAUUUGAAGGAUUGGGGCAUUGAGAGGGUAAUGACUUUGACGGUUGAUAAUGCAAGUUCGAAUGACACUGCUGUUGCUUAUCUUUUAAAGAGAUUCAAUAAAGGAUUAUUGUUUGGUGGGGAAUUUCUGCAUGUUCGUUGUUGUGCCCAUAUAUUGAAUCUUAUAGUAAUUGAUGCUUUUAAGGAACAUAAUGAUUGUAUUGAUAGGAUUCGAUAUGCUGUGCAAUUUAUAAGGUCUUCUCCUGCUCGUUUUUUGAAAUUUAAAAAGUGCAUUGAACUUGAAAAAAUUGCUUGUAAGAGUUAUGUGUGUCUUGAUGUUCCUACAAGAUGGAACUCCACAUAUAUGAUGCUUGAAGCUGCUGUUAAGUUUGAAAAAGCUUUUGAUAGAUUAGAAGAUGUCUCGUAUAGACAUGAUAUGUCACCGAAUAAGGAAGAUUGGACAAAUGCUAGGAUGUUAAUACGAUUUUUAAAAGUAUUUUAUGAUGUCACAUUAAAGAUUUCGGGUUCUUUGUAUACUACUUCGAACUUGGUUUUCCAUCAGAUUACAGUGGUUCAGAAUUGUAUACGUUUGAAUGCGGGUAGUGCAAAUGCAUUGUUAGUUGGAAUGGCUAAUAACAUGAAGGCAAAAUUCGAGAAAUAUUGGGGAAACAAUGAAAAGAAUAAUUUGUUGUUGUAUGUUGCUAUUGUGUUGGGUCCUCGAAAGAAAUUAAGAUUUGUAUCUUUUUGUUUGAAAUUUUUUUUUGAUCCUGAGGUUGCUGAAUCCAUGGGAAAUGUAGUGGAACAAUGUUGUAGACGUCUCUUUCAUGAGUAUAGUACUACUCGAAGUGGGAGUAGACAAGGAUGUAGUAGUACUAGUACAACUAGUACACAAACUGUUUCAGGCUUGGAUGUUAAUAUUGAUUUUGAUUCGAAUGAAAAUGUGGGUGAAGAUUUUGUCUACGACACGAUUGUUGAGGAAUUUGAAGAUGAUUCUACUACACCUUUCGAACAGGGAUCAUCGGAGAUUGAUAUCUAUUUGUUGGAAGCCAAUGUUAGGACCAAAGGUGAUUUUGACAUACUACAGUGCUGGAAGAUGAACAGUGAUCGAUUUGAGGUUCUUGGUCAAAUGGCUAGAGAUAUUUUGGCUAUUCCAGUUUCUACUGUAGCGUCUGAGUCGGCUUUUAGUACUAGAGGACGUGUUGUUGACUCAUCACGCUGCUCAUUGGCUCCUAAAACAGUGGAGGCUCUCAUAUGUACUCAAAAUUGGCUAAAUUCUGAUCCAAAACAUCUUCAAUUUCAACAUGAAUUGGAAGAGGCUUCAAAAUUUGAAGAAGGAUUUCGGGUGGUUAUGGAGAAUGAAAAGGAGCUUGAAGACCUUCCAGAUUUUGAUAAGUUGUCAAUUACCGAUUAUUAACUAAUUCUGAUCCAAGACUUGUAAUAUUUCUAUUGACUAGAUUAUCAUAGUAUUUUUGUUUCAUAUUUUGGUUGUAUUUGUGACUAUUAAUAGUAAUGUGGUGAACUGAAUUGAACUUGGAUGUUUCUAACCCUAUAAUAUUUGAUAUAU
Messenger RNA from Cucumis melo (muskmelon), 2601 nucleotides. RefSeq names its product zinc finger BED domain-containing protein RICESLEEPER 2-like. The record is from RefSeq and is a predicted model, not a curated record. Lineage: Eukaryota; Viridiplantae; Streptophyta; Magnoliopsida; Cucurbitales; Cucurbitaceae. Bases 253 to 2451 code for a protein of 732 amino acids. The transcript is spliced from 3 exons. Gene Ontology annotation, molecular function: DNA binding; protein dimerization activity.